Molecule: messenger RNA, 1261 nt
Organism: Rhagoletis pomonella (apple maggot)
Lineage: Eukaryota; Metazoa; Arthropoda; Insecta; Diptera; Tephritidae
Product: Down syndrome cell adhesion molecule-like protein Dscam2
Exons: 6
Coding region: 4-1203 (399 amino acids)
Biological process (GO): dendrite self-avoidance; homophilic cell-cell adhesion; axon guidance
Cellular component (GO): axon; plasma membrane
Molecular function (GO): cell-cell adhesion mediator activity
Source: RefSeq, a predicted model, not a curated record
UUAAUGAAAUUACAUAUAUAUGUUUGCUUUUUAUUUUACUUAGACGCUUCUCCGGAAUUGCUUUAUUGGUUUUCGGAGCAAACACUGCAGCCAGGACCGACUGUAUCAUUGAAAUGUGUAGCAACUGGUAAUCCUUUACCGCAAUUCGCAUGGUCACUGGAUGGGUUUCCGAUACCGGACAACUCAAGAUUCUUGGUCGGCCAGUAUGUAACUAUUCAUGAUGACGUCAUAAGUCAUGUGAACAUAUCAAAUGUAAAGGAGGAGGAUGGUGGCGAGUACGCCUGCACAGCACGAAAUGCAAUCGGAAAGGUGUCGCAUAGUGCCAAAGUGAAUAUCUACGGGCUUCCAUUUAUUCGAGAAAUGCCGAAAAUAACUGGUAUAUCGGGCUCCGACUUAGUUGUGAAAUGUCCAGUUGCUGGCUACCCCAUCGAUAAAAUUCACUGGGAGCGAGAUGGUCAAACGCUGCCAAUUAAUCGCAGACAGCGUGCCUACAACAAUGGUACUCUCAUUAUAGAGCAGCUUCAGCGACUGGAAGACGCGGGCACAUACACAUGCAUGGCACAAAGCAAACAGAAACAAACGUCGCGACGCAAUGUGGAGAUCCAAGUACUAGUACCCCCUAAAAUUAUGCCUAUCCAAGCAAUGACCAAUAUGUUGCGCGAGGGCAUGCGUGCUGCCAUUUCGUGCCAAAUUCUGGAAGGGGAUUUACCAGUGAGUUUUCGCUGGGAACGUAAUAACAAACCAUUAAUCGGAACUGGCAACGAGGUCUUUCGACGAUUGGAUGAAUAUUCUGCAAGCUUGGUCAUUGAACACAUCACUUCCGAACAUUCAGGCAACUAUUCUUGUAUUGCGAGUAACGUCGCCGGGAUGGAGCGUUUCACAGUACCAUUGACAGUAAAUGUUCCUCCCAAAUGGGUACUAGAACCAAAAGAUUCUAGUGCCCAAGCCGGUCAAGAUGUUUGGCUGCAUUGCCAGUCUUCUGGAUAUCCGAAGCCUGCAAUUACAUGGAAAAAAGCUAUUGGACCUACUCCAGGGGAAUACAAAGACUUUUUGUAUGAGCCGACCGUGCAGCUCUUUCCAAAUGGUACAAUAUUCUUUAAGAAGAUCAGCAAGGAGUCGCAGGGCCAUUUUCUUUGCGAGUCAAAAAACAACAUCGGUUCAGGUGUAAGCAAAGUCAUCUUCCUCAAAGUGAAUGGUAAGUGAUGCAUAUUUAAAUGUCAACAUCAUAAAUAUAAUAGUACCAACAUAUUUGGAAAAUUUU